This is a messenger RNA of Trichoplusia ni (cabbage looper), 1503 nucleotides long. RefSeq names its product peptide deformylase, mitochondrial-like. Gene Ontology annotation, biological process: peptidyl-methionine modification; N-terminal protein amino acid modification. Gene Ontology annotation, molecular function: peptide deformylase activity. The coding region runs from base 155 to 805 and encodes 216 amino acids. NCBI's taxonomy places the organism in Eukaryota, Metazoa, Arthropoda, Insecta, Lepidoptera, Noctuidae. Gene Ontology annotation, cellular component: mitochondrion. The transcript is spliced from 3 exons. The record is from RefSeq and is a predicted model, not a curated record.
GUGACAUACGGGAAAAUAACAACAUAACAUUUGAUUCCAUUCCAUAACGACAGACAACAGGCAGUACCUAAUGAUAACCUAAAACCUUCAGCAAAAUUUUACAAAUUCAAAUCAUAAUCAAUUUGGCUUCCUAAUUUCAACAUUCAAGUACAAAAUGGGCAUUGCAAGAAAUAUACUUAAUUGGUACUCGAAACUAUCGCCUAAACGCGGUGUCUCUUUGCCACCGUAUGAACAUGUCAUACAAAUCGGAGACCCAAUAUUACGUAAAAAUUCGGAAUUAGUUCCUAUCAAUAAAAUCAAAACAAGAGAAAUUCAAGACGUAAUAAAGAAACUAGAAUUGGUUAUAGAUAAAUAUGGUAGUAUUGGAAUGUCCGCGCCUCAAAUUGGAAUAAACCUAAGAAUAUUCGCAAUGAGACUCACACAUCAACAAAUGCUUGGCGUUAGUAGAGACCUAAUAAGACUCCGAGGGAUGGAAGUCAUACCAUUCUCUGUUUUUAUAAAUCCAAAGUUAAAGGUAUUAGACUACCAUAAAGUAUCUCACAAUGAAGGAUGUGAAAGCAUACAAGGGUACUUAGCUGAGGUGCCAAGAUACAUAAGUGUGGAGGUUACAGCUCUGGAUUCCGUAGGUGAUUCAUUUAAUAGAAAAUUCAGAGACUGGACAGCAAGGGUAGUACAACACGAGAUAGAUCACUUGGAUGGAAGGCUGUACACUGACAUCAUGGACAGGAAAACACUUACCUGCGCCUGUUGGAAGGAAGUCAAUUUAUCAAAGGGUAAAGUUGCAAUACCAUUAAGUCCCCAUUAAUUUAUUUUAUACUUAAGAAUGUUAGCCCAAUGACAAUCACAGCAAAAAGCCACUUUUUAAAAUGGCUAUUCAUCUGAAAACUGGUCAUUGAUGUGACAGGACAUAAACAUUUAGCAUGAAUACCCGUCAGUUUUCUGUUGACAGCAUGACAGCAUUAUAAUCUUCAUUUCGAAACAAAUAUCAUGUCAAAAUUCCAAAACUUUGAUUUUUUUUUUACUAUUCACUCCAAUGCAUGUCUUUAAAAAAAAUCUGUUGCCUGUAACUUACAAAAUAUGCUUUGACUAAACCCUCAGUUUUAAUGAUGUUUCGGGUAUGAACUGGCAAAGCCCCUAUAGAAAUUUUGUUUAAAUGUCGUCAUAUCAUCACCAUUGUAAGUGACACAGUGUUUGACUAUUUGGUUGAUAAAUCAAAAACAUGUUUAAGAUUUAAGGUAAAAUAUGAACCCAAACAUUAUUUAUUAUGCAGUCGCAAAACAAAAUUGUGUAACUAACUAAAUUAACUAUGUUGAAAUGUUGAGCUAUUAAAUGAUUGUAUAAGAUUUCAAUGUUUUAACAAGAAAAAUGGAGCUUUCGUUAGUAUUAAAUUUUUCUCAUGCGACUGUAUUUAGUGGCAUAGAUAGUCUAACUAGUCAGUAACAAAAAAAUUGUAAAAUAAAAGGAAAAACAUUACAAAUAAAGAAACUUUUAUGUUAAAAGCAA